Messenger RNA from Arabidopsis thaliana (thale cress), 2041 nucleotides. RefSeq names its product RNA-binding (RRM/RBD/RNP motifs) family protein. Gene Ontology annotation, cellular component: nucleus. Bases 50 to 1198 code for a protein of 382 amino acids. The record is from RefSeq and is marked reviewed. Gene Ontology annotation, molecular function: RNA binding; nucleic acid binding. NCBI's taxonomy places the organism in Eukaryota, Viridiplantae, Streptophyta, Magnoliopsida, Brassicales, Brassicaceae. The transcript has a single exon.
GGAGUUACUCUAUUCAGAGUGUUUUUUUUGGUAGCCACUGCCGUCAACAAUGGCGAAAGAAGGAGAAGAACGUAAGAAGGAGAAGAAAGAGAAGAAGGAGAGGAAGGAGAGGAAGCGUCGCGAAGCUGAAGAACUCGCUGUAAGAGAGAAGAAAAUCUCAAAAAAACAUAAAUCGAAAUCCAAAGAGGAAGAGAAACCAGAGAAAUCAAAGAAGAAAUCGAAGAAAUACGAAGAAGUAGAAGAAGAGGAGAAAUCUCCAUCUCCAUCUCCAUCUCCUAAGAAAUCGAAGGAGAGUAAGAAGAAACAUAAGAGAUCAUCAGAUGAAUCCGAAGAGAUCGUCGAUUCAAAGCCUGUUACGGUCCCGAUUGUUACCAUUGAGUCUGAUUCUGAUUUCGAAUUCGAUAAGGAAGAUAUUAAGAAUCUACUUGAAUCUUACUCUAAAGAGGAGCUUAUUAACCUAAUUUACAAAACUGCUGAGAAAGGUUCUAAAUUGAUCUCAGCAGUGUUUGAAUCAGCGGAUAGAGAUAGUUCUCAACGGAACAUAUUCGUGCGUGGUCUUGGAUGGGAUACAACGCAUGAGAAUCUCAAGGCGGCUUUUGAGGUUUAUGGGGAGAUAACGGAAUGUUCUGUGGUUAUGGAUAAAGAUACAGGAAGAGCUAAAGGUUUUGGCUUUGUGUUGUUUAAGACGCGUAAAGGAGCGAGAGCGGCGUUGAAGAAUCCGGAGAAGAGAAUGUAUAAUCGAACUGUUAGUUGUUUACCAGCUAGGCCGUUUAAUUCUGGAAAGCCACGAGAACAACAACAACCGGUUGAGUCUGUGAAGAUUGAUUUGAGUCAUACGGGUAAUCAGAGUGAAAUGGCUUUGCCUGGGAUUGAUUUGGGUCAUGGACUUGAUAAGGGACAUCAGCAGCAGCAGAAUAUGUCAAUGUAUGCUGGACAGAACAUGCCCUUUUAUGGACAUUCUCAGCCUCCUCCUGGUUUUAAUCCUAUGUAUGGUGCAAUGAUGGGUAAUCCGAUGGUUGCUGGUUUACAGAAUUAUCGUAUGUUUGGCUCGGGUAUGAUGAAUCAAGGACCUAUGAUGCCACCGAAUCAUAUGGGAAUGGUGGGACAAUAUGUUGGUGAUGGUAAUGUUAACGGUGUUGGUGCGGGUGCUGGUGCUGGUGCUGGUUUUGAUGGUGAACGUGCUUGGUAUCUGAGAUAAGAGAACCCAAGUGGUAUGACCAUGUUCUCUGAUAUUUCAAGUUAUAGAUUAGGCUAAUGAUUAGUCCGGUAUCUUCGACUCCAACUUGAUAUUUUGGGAAUUGCAGGAGUUUUUUUUGCGGAUCUUUAUUUUCUAUGCCUGAUGUUUCAAACCUACUUUUUUAGUUUCAUUAUUUAUAGUCUCUUUUAACGAGGUAUCUACCCCUAUAUGAGCCAUUUUGAGGGAGAUGUGUGCUCAAAGGAUGAAUUUUCUGUUGCUCUCUGGAAGUCUGUCAUUGGUGUUCUGCUCUGUUCUCAUAAACCAGUGAAAUGUGGUCAUUUUGUCUAGAAGAUUUAGUUACUAGGAUCAAUAUUGGUUUAAAGUAGUUUGCUAUCUCUUUGUUUUCCCUUUUGGAGUCCCCCAUUAUGGUCUUCUGUCUUCUCCUUACCCAUCAAACUCACGUCUGGUUUUCUUCUGUGGCAUGGCGUAUGUUUUUCUCUUUUGUUUUUCCUUGUUUUUGGUUUUAUGUUUUCCCGCAUUUUCAUUGAAUAUCUGUUCGCUAUAGCUGGAGAAGAAGCUUAUGACAUUUAUAGUUUUGUCCACUAUAUGUCAUAACUGCCAAAAGUCUGUAUCUUCCAGCUGCAGUUGUCUUGAGACCCGUUUGUAGGAUCAGACAUAAUGGUUUUACAUUCUUGUUUUAAAUCUGUCUUUUUGAGUACUGGAAAAAGUUUUGGGACUCUUUCAAAAGCUUCAAGUUGAUUUUCUCUGGAAUAAACAACCUGAGUUUUCUUUCCUUCAAGCAUUGUUUUCUUCCCCAUAGGUUUUUAUAAGCUUCUCAAUCUCUUUCAUCACAUUCCUCUUUUA